This is a messenger RNA of Calliphora vicina (urban bluebottle blowfly), 9068 nucleotides long. RefSeq names its product Spinophilin (gene Spn). Gene Ontology annotation, biological process: neuron projection development; actin filament organization; calcium-mediated signaling. Gene Ontology annotation, molecular function: actin filament binding. The transcript is spliced from 14 exons. Bases 1251 to 8273 code for a protein of 2340 amino acids. Gene Ontology annotation, cellular component: postsynaptic density; cytoplasm; actin cytoskeleton. NCBI's taxonomy places the organism in Eukaryota, Metazoa, Arthropoda, Insecta, Diptera, Calliphoridae. The record is from RefSeq and is a predicted model, not a curated record.
AAUAUUGGAUACGUAUUAACCCCUUCUCCGAAAAACCAAAAAUAUACAAAAUAAAGUAAAACUAAACGGAACGAAAGAAAUAAUUGCAAUUUGCAUAUUCAUCUGUUAACAUUUUGUAUUUUCUUUGUUGUUGCUGCUGGUGUUUUUUUUUUACCAAAAAAAAAACUAAAAAUGCUUGAGUGCACAGCUGCAUAAAAGUUUAUAAAACAGCAACAAAAAAUUUUAAGAAAAAUAAUCAUAAAUAAAAGGAAAACAAAUACAACAAAAAAAACACAUGUACUCGUCGUAAUAUUGAAGAAAAACCAAGAAAAAAAACAAGAGUGCAACCGCCAAGUAAAUGGUAUCUGGUAUUGUGUUUCUGUUUUUGUUGUUUUAUUGUUAUUGCUCUCAUUAUUAUUAUUAUUGUUGUUGGUGAUGUUGUUGUUGUGUUAACCCCAAAACUCCCCUUUUCAACAGACUACUACUCCUGACAAAACAAAACACAACAAAGCAAAACUAAACUGAAAGCAACCAACAGAAAAGAACAACAGAAACAACAACAAAAAAAUGUCUCAGUUACAAUAAUAAACAACAACUUGAAAUACAAAUACAAACUGUAGUUGUUCACCACCAGGCCAACAGCAGCAGCCAGCCACAGCAGUCACUCAUUCACUCACUAGCAACUGCAGCAGAAUCAGAAGCAGUUUACCCACAAUUUAGAAACAAAAACAACAAACAUCACAAGAAUAUUUAAAUAAAGAUUAUGUAAAUAAAAUACAAUAAUAACGACAACGACAACUACAAGAACAAUACAAAACAACAAGGAAAAAUUAGAGAGAACAAAAAGAAAAACACCAAGAUAAAAAACUAAAACCAAAAUACACAACUUCAACAAAAUGUAAAAAAAGAAUGAAGUAAACAUUAGUGUUUUUGUAAUUUUUUUGUUUUUCUCGCCAUUUUAGUUACAAGUAACAAGAAAAACAGAACAACUAAAACUACAACUACAACAAUAACAAUAAACAAAUAUUAAUUCUACAGAAUCCAGCAGUGUGCAGUUAAAGAAGACUCCACUUUAAGGAACCUGGGAUCCAACAAACAAACCAACAUACAACAACAAUACAUUCCUGGAAUUAAAGUAUUUAUAUUGUUUUAUUUAAAUACAUUUAAGCCAAAAUUAACAAUAAAAGCAGACAAAAAGACAAAGUCGAGUUAAAAGACAUCUAUUGUGCCAACAUUUUUAACCAAACUCUGCUACCGUUUUAAUCGUCAACAUGGAGAAACCUUUACAGCAACAGCCAGUUGGUAAAGUUUCGCAAAUAGCGAAUCUUUUCCAACGCAAACCCAUUGAAAUACAACCUGUUGAACAAUUAAGUGCUGCUGCAGCAGCAGCCGCAGCAGCUGCUGCCGCCGCCGCGGCUGCUAAUGCCGCAGCUGGUACACCCGUUACCGUUGUACGCACAGAAUCCCAUUCGGCUCGUUUCAAUAACGCCCGAGCUCUUUUCGAAAAACUCGGCGUCGAGAGCAAUUCAAAUUUAAGUGUUAAGCGUUCCGGUUCGCGUGAAGAUAAUUUGUGUGAUUUACAAAAUCAUUCGGAUCGUUCGUCGUCACGUUCGUCAGAUCGUUCCGUUUCACCGCCCAAAAGACGUUCCCCAUUUCCGUCCGGCUGCCAAGUGGCCGCCUCGAUGGCCAACAAUAAUUGCAAUCAAUUGAAUGGUGGACCCAAUUUGGCCAACUCCAAGUUCAUAAUGGAGCCUAGUCCCAAAUUCCAACACAAUAUAUCACGCUUGAAAUCGGAAGAAAGCAUAACGGCUGCUUCAGCCACUGGAGGUGUGAGCGCCCUAUUGGCGGCCGACAAACCGGAGAAACCCGAACGUAAGUUUAACUCACGCGAAUUAAUUGAAAAACAGAAAAAGUGGACCUCGCACUUUACCAAAACCAAGACAACACGUUCUCACAGUGAUCUUAAUCGUUGCGAUAUAAUACGCACCGGUCCGGGCACCAUUUUAAUACCCAGCUCCGUUAUACAAAAAAUAGAAUCAGUCACAACCUCACCCUUGAGCAAUCACAAGAUCAUCAGCCAAAUGGAAACGCGUUCACCCAUUUUAGCCAGUCUGGCCCACGAACAGGACAAACCACCCAGUCCGCCCGUUAGACACUCCGUACAACCGCCCGAAAUAAAACCGCGCAGCUCUAAUAAAAUCGGUAGUCCAGUUAAAUCGCCACCACUGCCACCCAUACCAGCGGUUAAGCCGAAAAAUAUCAGUCCCAUUAAACUAAAUCCGGAGCGUGUACGUUCGCCCACAAAAAUCUCUGAACCACCACCACCUCCACCAGCCAAAUCGGCUGCCGCUGCGGCUGCCCAACAACGUUCCAUUGACGAACAGAAUGGCUUAGCACCGCCACCGAUACCACCCGAAAAACCACGUAAAAAAUCUAUAGAUUUAGUGGAGACUGAUUCGGAGCGCCAAACACCCGUUUCGCCAUCAAAACAACCACCCUAUGCUUAUGCUGCCAAACGCGCCUCCAUCGACAGUCUGGGCAAUAGUAUUUCCACAGCCAGUGGCAAUGGUCUAUUGAGUGGUAGCAGCAAUUCGGCUGCCUCGCCGGCGGCCAGUGCUUCGUCGGGUCCCUCGUCGCCGGUGCAUACCGAAGAUGAGAAACAGGAAAACGAAUCAACGGAAAAGGCGGAAAUGCAACAACAGUAUUAUAACAGUAUGCCACGUAGACGGAAGAGCGAAAAUGAAGGACGCUCUAACAAAUCGGAACGCCAUACACAGGAUAUCACCGAUAAUGCCAGUGUACAAAAUCAUAUCACAUCGCCACAACGUAACUCCAAACGUGUCUCAAGCAUUUCCGUAAAUAUGCCAGCCGCCGGUUUAGGCUCCCGGCCGCCCAGCAUUAUCUCAUCAUCGAACAGCAAUGACGAGGGUGGCUUCAAUGAACCCUCACCCGAAAUCAAGGCCAAACUAAGGCCUGCCUAUGACUUUGAAAGUCCCAAACAUCAAACAUCGAGACUGCUGCAACAGAGUCCCACCAAAACACACAAACUCUUAAAUGAGCUGUCGGCCAACGAAGAAGAUGCCGAAGACGAAGCCGAUGAAGAGACCGAUGAAACGCCUAGUCUAAAUUAUGUGGAUGUAGGCUAUCGCCUCAAUCCGGAUGGCAGUGAGGCCCGUGAGGUAUUUGGCGAAUCGGAAUUGUAUGAUACGGCCGCCAAAGUCACCGACAUGCAUAAGAAAUUCCAUGCCAAUGGUUUUGCCCAAGAGACUACCACAGUUUAUGCCAUUAUAAAGCCAGAUUUACUACCAAAUGCCCCCGCAGAUUUGUAUUAUGCGGCCAAGCCUCAACAGGACAAGGUUACAUCACCCACAAAAUCCAACUCGGGACCAAAUUCCCUUGUCAGUUCACCCAUCAAAACUGCCAGUUCUCCGCCGGUGGGUGUAGUUUCUCCCAUACGACGACGCAACUCGGAAAUCAGUGUUAAAUCCACACCACCCAUGUCGCCAGCCUCAGCGGCCAGCAAUGCAAAUUCCUCUUCCAACUCACGUUCCAUAGCUUCGAUUGCCAAAGGCGUGGCACCCAUAGCCUCCUUAGAUGCAAAUGAAGAUUUUGGCUCUUCCGAUAUACCAGCAUUACCGGAACGACCACCGCCUACGGCAGUUCAUAUAAAUAAUGUAGAUGCUUUGGAUAUGCAGGACUUGGAGUAUGCCGAUACAAGUGCUGGCGAAGACGAAGAUGAUUUAAUGCGUACCAUUGAGGGAGAUGUUGAUUUGGUCGACGAUUUAUAUAAUAUCGAUGAUAAAAUCAUGCAAGUAUCGGAACCAGUUGCAGCGCCAACUGAGGUUAUCGGCAGAGAAGAUAGCCUACCCGAUGCUAUGACAGCCGACGAAGCUGAGAGAUUGUUGAGCUCAAGAAUUUUGGAAAGCAAAAUAAGACAACAAUCACUUUUAUCUGACGAACAAGCCAAAGAAGUUGAACAAAUACUAUCAGCUGCACCAACAGUUGGUGUUGCCGUAGCUGCGGUUGUAGCCACAGCCAAAUCACCCACUAGCAUUAAGAAUCUCAUAGAGGAAGUAACGCCACAAACACCAUCACCACCAGCAGAAAGUCACAAACAACAACAGGAGCAACAACAACAAGAAGAAUCAGAACACGAAAAGAAGGAAAUACAACCGGAAUCGGAAAAAGACACAAAUAAUUUCGAGGAACUCAUAUACAAUGGUAAACAAGAAAAUAUUUCAAUAAACCAAAAGCAUCAACAGCAACAAGAAGUGCAGCAGCAGCAGCAGCAUAAUUUCAACAUCAACAACAAUCCUAUAAUAAAUGUCCAUACAACUUCAGUCUCAUCACUAAAUGAUAAUGAUGUUGACGAUAACGAGGAUGAUGAGGACGAUAUCGAAGAUGUAGAUAUUGUUGGUUUUGGCGCCACUUCUGUGUGUAUUAAUUCAACAUUUACUAGCACAUCCUCUGCGGCAUUAGUUGAGGAGAAACAGGAAGCACAUACCACAACUACAACUGUAACACAAACAACUACAGUUCCCGUUGAAGCAGUAGUAACAACAAAACCCGAUGACGAUGAACCAGAAUGGUUGCGUGAUGUUUUAGAGGCUCCCAAACGUAGUUUAGAAAAUUUAUUAAUUUCAUCAACAUCAUCACAUCAACAGUACUCGUCGAACAAUAGAAGUCGUACAGAUUAUAGGGAUAAACAUUCCGUUGAAUCCAUAUCCUCUACAUCAUCCUCAUCUUCGUCCUCCAUACUUGCCAACGAUGUGGUGGUUGUAACCACUGCCUCAAAAGUUGAGACCACCUAUGAUGAAGCCAAUGAUAGCACUACAAUUUAUAUAACAUCUCAAAGUGAACCACAGCAACAACACCAGCAUUAUUCCCCCGAUAGAUAUGAUCGGCAGCAGGAAACCUCAUCGCCCACAUCGUUUUUGAAUCGUUCAUUCAUACAAGAUUCCACUGUUAAUAGCACAUUACAUAAUAACACAACUGCUGCAUCAACAGCAACAACAGCUGAAUCAUUGCAUGAAUCAAUCGUUUCGGUUGAAUCAACCCAAUCGGAUGCCACAUUUAAUCAGACGACAACAAUUGAUGAUAGUAUUAUAUCGAGCAAACACAAUUCCACAUACUCAUUGGCUGACAAUGACCAGCAUUCGUCGUUGAAUACCACAACCGAAUUAGAUGAUUCGCAAUUUUAUAUACCCGAAUAUCCACCGGUACGAAGUAAAGAAGUCUAUGUCGAAUCGGGUGUACAUUACUUUGAAGAUGGCAAUUUUUGGAUGGAAGUACCCGGUCUCCUAGACUUCGAUGACGAUGAACUCUCCUAUCCACCAAUUCCAGUCAAGAAAAAUCCAAAAGUUCGCUUCAGCUCGGGACCAAUACAAGUCUUUUCCACAUUCUCUGUCAACGACUAUGAUCGCCGCAAUGAAGAUGUCGACCCCGUGGCCGCAUCAGCGGAAUACGAACUGGAGAAACGUGUCGAGAAAAUGCACGUUUUUCCCGUUGAACUUAUGAAGGGGCCGGAGGGUUUAGGUCUCAGCAUUAUUGGCAUGGGCGUAGGAGCCGAUGCAGGUCUUGAGAAAUUGGGCAUAUUCGUUAAGACGAUAACAGAUAACGGUGCAGCAGCACGCGACGGUCGCAUACAGGUCAAUGAUCAAAUCAUCGAAGUGGAUGGCAAAAGUUUAGUGGGCGUGACGCAAGCAUACGCAGCAUCUGUACUGCGCAAUACAUCUGGUCUAGUCAAAUUUCAAAUAGGACGUGAAAGAGAUCCGGAAAAUAGUGAGGUGGCACAGUUGAUACGCUUAAGUUUACAGGCGGACAAGGAAAAGGAAGAAAGGCUAAAAAGACAACAAGAGGAGUAUCUCAGGCGUACUUUAGAUUACUCUGAAGAUUCUACCCAACCCGUUUCGGCUAAUUCCAGUGUUUGCGAGGGACCUACCAGUCCCGUACAAGUCGAACAUCCCAUGGAAGUCGAGGCUACACACUCACAAGAGGUAGAGUCUCUUAAGAGGCUGCUACAAGAGAGCGAAAUGAGUUGCCUUUUAAAAGACGACUUAAUAGAAACCCUUAAACGAAAGCUCGUCAAACUUGAAACAACCGGCAAUGAAAAUGAACUACUCAGCGAACGUUUGCGUCAAAGCGAACGCGAACUGGUCAAUAUCAAAAAAGAGGCUGCUAACCUACAAAACAUGCUACAACAAUCCCAGGGCCAAUACAUGGCCCUCGAUAAGAAAUACAACAAAGCCAAACGUUUGGUGCGCGAGUAUCAACAACGUGAAGUUGACAUGUGCCAUCGUGAGGAAUUCUAUCAACAGCUGUUGCAAGAGAAAGAUACCGAAUACAAUGCUUUGGUGAAAAAACUUAAAGAUCGUGUCAUUAACUUGGAACAUGAGCUGCAGGAGACGCAACGUAAGGCUGGCUUUCCUGUAGGCUUACCCUACGACAGUGCCACACUUAAGUUAACACCGCAAAUGAUGCGUAAGGCACCACCCAAACCGUUAUUCCAAAAGUUAGAAACUGAAUUAUCCGAUACGGAAAUAUCAGAUUUGUCACCGGAUGGUGAGGGUGUUAAGACAGCUACGGUGGAGCGUAAGAAUCCAGUUAAAGAUGAAUUGGAUGCUGCGGUGCCACAACAUGAGUUAUUGGAUAAUUCGGCUAAUAAAACGAAAAUUGAUUUGGCUUCCCGUGGUGGUCUAGCAAAUCGUCAAUUGCCAUCUGUUAAUAAUUCCAACACUAGCUCGAGUGCCUCGAAUGCCACUACAGCGGUCACCAUAGCAGCAGCCAACAGCACUAACAAUUUAUCUAAACGCACUUUAAGCAACAGCAGCUCUGAUUGUGCUCUCGAUGAUAGUGAUGAUGAGACUGCUGCUGGCUUAAUGCUCAAUAGUCAUCAUAACAAUCAUCAUAAUUCCACGUCAACACAAGAACUUAAUCUUUUCAAUGGUUUGCAUCAGCUCCAACAACAACAACAGCAACACCAACAUCUACAACAACAACAACACAACAAUAUCAUUAGUAACGGCCAUCACAAUAGUAACAAUAUUAGUAACAGUAAUAACAACAGUAACAGUAAUAACAAUAAUAAUUGUAGUAGUAACGGUGGCGGUGGUAGUGUUGGAGUAGGAGUAGUCGGUGGUGUUGUUAGUGGUAUUAGCAAUAAUACUACUACCAGUAGUACUAGUGGUAUUAUUGCUGGUACAACAACCGCCAUUUUACUUAAUUCCACAACAUCAUCAUCAACAACAUCAUCAUCAGUUAAUUCUAGAGAACAACAAAUUAAUCAAUUGUAUGCUCAAGUUCAUAAGGAUCAUAAUAAGAGUUCGUCAUCUGCAUCUGCAUCUGCUUCACACACCGGCUUGCCGGCAUUAUUUAAAAAUACUCUGGGCUCACCCGGUGUUGAAACGUCUAGUCCUAAUGAUUUUCAUCGUGGUGGCAUGACCACAUUCGGUACUAGCAGCCGUGAUCUCAAUAGUUCAUAUGAUUCCAUUUUAGGAUCGAACGAUAAACUAUCGGAAAACGAACAAUCAUCAGAGAAUUGGAUGUAUCCGAGUCGACGACGUGUCGGUCCAACGGGAGCAAUCAUAAGUGGCAAAUUGCCACCCACAUCAUUUACGGAACAAUUAAAUCAAGCAUUAACGGAGAGAGAAAGACGUCUGGGUGAUGGCUCAUCACGACAUUCCAGCGAUGAUUAUACCGAAAUAAAUAAAUCACAAUCAGUGGCAGCUAUAAACUGUAAAACUUUAAUUAAUGAAAUACGACAAGCUGUAAAUGAGGCUCAACCAAAAGUUAAACAAGUUAUUCCUCAAUCUUUAUCUCCGCCUGGUACAGUACCAUGGCAACAGCAAACUUCGACUCAUAGCAAUGGUCCUCCCUCGCCAACGAGCAUGUCUUCGGGCUGCUCUUCGCCCGGCUACUCACCUAGCAGAGGUUUAGAUUUGUCCGGCUCUAGUUCGAGUUUUUCGGAACGCAAGGCAGCAGCUUACAACUAUAAAGGAGGGCCAGUACAUGAAUGGACCAAGGAACAGGUGGGUCAUUGGCUUUUGGGCAUUGAAAUGGAACGUUAUAUACCCGUUUUCAAAGAACACAAUGUCGAAGGUGGCGCUUUGUUGUCGUUAGAUUCGAAAGAUCUUAAAACACUGGGCGUUACCGGCGACGAUAAGCAUCGUUUAAAACGGCGACUCAAAGAUCUCAAGGCCAGCAUUGAAAAGGAGCGUAAAGAUCAGGAACGUGAACGUAGAGAACGUGAAAAGGCCAUACGCAAGGCGGAGAAAAAAGCGGCCAAAAAGAAAUAAAAUUAAUUAAUUAAAUAAUAAUUAUAAUUAUAACCAACAACAAAAAUAUUUUAAUUAUUUUAAAUUAAAUUUAAACUAAAUUAAAUUAGUUUUUAGAAUUCCUAAUAUUUAAGCUCUACCAAAUAUAAAUUUAAACACACAAAAACCAACAACAACAACAAAAAAACUUAGCGAAAAAAUGAAAAGAAAUAAUUAAAGUAAAAAACUACCCUGUCCACAAAAAACCAACAGCAAAGGAAAAUUUAAAACAAACAAAUAAUUAUUUAUGUAUUAAUUUAUAAAAAUAACAACAACAAAAAAUACCACAAACAUAGCAUUAGUAGUAAUUUUAACAUUAAAAUAAAUUAAAAAAACAAAAACAAAAUAGUCUAAUAAUAAGUUACUUAAAAAACCGAUUUUCAAAAACUCAAAUUAUUGUCAUUUACUUACUUACCUUUUUCAUUAUAAGUAUAUAUUUUUUCCCCAUGUUUUUAAGCUCUUUUGUAUAAAACUUUUAGUUGUCUUUAUAGUUUCUUUUUAGUUUAAUUCAAACAAAAAUUGUUACAAUUUUGUCUCAUUAUUAUUUUUAUUAUAAUUUUAAGUGUUAUUUUUUAAAAUACAUCAUACUUUUUUGAAUUUAUUGGUAUAUUUGUUUUGUUUUUUUAUUUUUCUUAACAUUAUUUUAUUAAUUUGUUUAAUAUUUUUUUUUUAAAUCAUAAAACUGACUGAUUUUGAAUUAGUUGUUGUAUAGAGAAUAAAAAAAAGAAACCCAAAUUAACAAGUAAAAUAAACAAAUAUAUUUAAAAAAAAUAUAUA